GGUUCAAAUUGGCUACAUUUUGUGCUUCGCUACUGUCAACAGCUCUUGCUCAUUUUUUGCCGCUCAAAUUCUGUUACUCGCUUUGUUGGCGGCUUCAGUUGGAAGAGAACGACGAAGUGAGCAUCGUACUAUUCUCUGACGCUAGCGCGAUUUCUUUUGGAGCCUUUCGUGUCGUGUCACUGCAGCUGCAGUCAUGGAUACUGACGAGGAGUGCUCAAUUGUUCUUGAAUUACCUGAAAGGGAUCCUUUCUCUGACAAAAAGAAGAAAUUACUACAAAGUAAAGGUUUUGGUCCCAAAGAACGGAUAUACCUCAGGAGCUCUUCAAAACCUGACUGGAUGAGUGCUACUGUGGAGGUGUUACUUCAGAUUGCUCGGAUCAUACAAUUAAAUGAGCUGGAACUUUAUUUUGCUGAAGAGGACGUAUGCACGUCGAUGGAAUUUUACAGUCCCAGGAAUGAGUUGGAGGCUCUCAAUUCAAUUGUUUUGCUCACUGACAUAUCACUUUCUAGUUGUUCACAUCUCCAUACAAAUAUCCUGCAAGGGUUACGCCAAACAAUUCUUGAUUUAAUUACUGAUGUGGGGGACAAAAACAGUGUGAAGGGGGGAGUAGUUCAAAAAGACCAUAGUUGUGACCAAGAAGAACGCCUGAUAGAAUGGGGAGAAAGCAAUGGCGUAAAGACACAGUUAAAAAUAGCUUAUAUUGAAGGAGCUGGUCGAGGUGCAAUAGCAAGGAAAGAUCUAAAAGUUGGAGACAUUGCUUUGGAAAUUCCUGUGUCAAUUAUCAUUUCUGAGGAGCUUAUUCAUGAAACUGAAAUGUAUGGUGUCUUAAAAGAAAUUGACGGCAUAUCAUCUGAGACAAUAUUGCUAUUAUGGAGUAUGAAAGACAAGUACAACAGUGAUUCAAAAUUCAAAAUUUAUUUUGACACACUCCCAGAAAAAUUUAAUACAGGUUUGAGUUUCAGCAUUGAAGCAAUUACAGUGUUAGAUGGAACCUUGCUGUUGGAAGAGAUAAUGCAAGCAAGACAGUUCCUGCAUGCUCAAUAUGAUGAGUUGUUCCCUGCUCUGUGCAAUACUUUUCCUGAUAUAUUUCCACCAGAGCUGUACACAUGGGAGAAAUUUUUAUGGGCUUGUGAACUUUGGUACUCUAAUAGCAUGAAGAUAAUGUAUUCCGAUGGAAAGAUAAAAACAUGCUUGAUCCCUAUUGCUGGAUUUCUCAAUCAUUCACUGUGCCCGCAUGUUAUGCACUAUGGCCAAGUGGAUCCUGCAAAAAAUUCACUGAAAUUUUGUCUAUCAAGACCAUGCAAAUCUGGAGAAGAAUGCUGCUUAAGCUACGGCAACUUCUCCAGCUCUCAUCUAAUUACCUUUUAUGGUUUUUUACCACAAGGAGACAAUCCAUAUGAUGUUAUUCCGUUAGACAUUGACGGUGCCGACGUUGAUUCUGGUGACGAUAUACCCAAGUCCAACUGGACGAGUCACAUGGUGCGUGGUACCUGGCUCUCCAGGGAUCACAAGAUAUUCUACUAUGGUCUUCCCUCUCCAUUAUUGGACCAUCUUCGGAGAUCUCGAAGUCCAAUGCUGCGAACAAAGACCUUUGUAUUUUUCAUUCUCCUUUCCAUCAUAUCUUGUUCUCAAACUUGUUUAUUAGAAGUUUCUUACGCAAUGCAUAGUUUUACAUCACUUCAGAGAAAGAGAACAUCAUAUUCCCCUCUACUCCUUGCUAGAACGCGUUCCUCCUUCAUGUUGCAAGAAAACUUGGAAAAUGAGCUGGAAGUUCUUGAAAAUCUCAAAGAUAUCUUUGAUGACAUGAUUGAAAAUAUGGGCGAAAUCGAUCUUAAUGACAGAGAAAACUGCUGUUGGGAUGAAAAAUUGGCUAUGGAUUUUAAAAGUACACAAAGACGAAUUGCCUGUUCUGUUUCAACCUCGUGUCUCGCUGGUAUGGAUAUGUUAAAGAACGAACUAUGCAAGUGCAUGGCUGAGGACAUCCUAGGCUAAUUGAACAUGUUGGAUCAUUGUGCCUUUAAGAAGACGGUCGUUUGGACCUUGAAGCGUAACAAUCAUUUUGUACUAUAAAACUCCGUCAAUCUUUGCUGUCAUUGGCUAUGUGGUUGAACUUGGACGCUCCAUUCUGACACAGACAGCACAGAAUUUCUUCUUUAGGUGAAAUGGAUGGUUCCACUUCCUAAAUUUUUUUUUUCAGGGAGAAGGAAGUUGUUUGGCGUAACUGCUGGCUCCACGUGUUUCUUUAGUGCUAACUAAUGCAAAACCUACCAUCCAAAAUGCUUAAGAGGAAGAUUCGCCUAAAUAAUGGUAUGUGCAUUUGCAUUAUCUUUAAAAUAUGCGGUCCAGAAAGUCCUAUAUAAAUUAAUUAAAUCGGCAAGCAUACUUACUAUAAAUUUAUUUUGAAUGACUUUUUGUUGAU
This is a messenger RNA of Vigna angularis (adzuki bean), 2420 nucleotides long. RefSeq lists its product as uncharacterized. The record is from RefSeq and is a predicted model, not a curated record. The transcript has 12 exons. Gene Ontology annotation, molecular function: protein binding; protein-lysine N-methyltransferase activity. Gene Ontology annotation, biological process: peptidyl-lysine monomethylation. Bases 194 to 1993 code for a protein of 599 amino acids. Gene Ontology annotation, cellular component: nucleus. NCBI's taxonomy places the organism in Eukaryota, Viridiplantae, Streptophyta, Magnoliopsida, Fabales, Fabaceae.